Paramecium octaurelia is the source of this 846-nucleotide messenger RNA. The record is from the annotation of a GenBank genome assembly. Lineage: Eukaryota; Ciliophora; Oligohymenophorea; Peniculida; Parameciidae.
UAUAAAUGAACCUUAAAAUCACCAUUAAUUAACAAGCCUCAAUUAGUGAUAAACUUAUUAUAGCCAGUCUAGAAUAAAUACUCAUCUUUAGAGAUAAUACCUUCAAUAAGAUUGAUUGUGAUUAAUAAAUAACACUCAAAGAUGCAGUUCAGAUUUCAUAGAUUUUGAAAGAUUGUAAAUUAUUAUUCUUAUAAUAUAAGAGGGCAUCCUAAAUUAUGAAGGAGAGAUUAAUCAAUAAAUUACAACUUACUUUGAAGCUUGUGGAUUGUACAGCCAAGGUUAAGGGUAGUAUAUAAAAAGAACAUUAUAAACUAAGAAGAUCAAUAUUCCAUAAUAAGACUUCAAUAAUUGUUAUGGGAAAUACGAUUACAUUGAAUAAAAAUUUUAGAAUCAAAUCAAUUUUUUUAAAUAGGUUGAUCUCAAAGGGAACCAAGAAACUAUAGAUGAAAAUGAAUUAUUGAAUGAUGGUGUCGAGGUCAAAUAAGUGGAAAGCUGUGCAUCAAAGCCUAGAGCAUGCGCAAAUUGCACUUGUGGAAGAAAAGAGAUGGAGUAUAAUUAAUAAUGAUAUUAAUUUUAGAGAGAAAUAAGAUUAAGAAUAGUUAUUAGAAUAAUUAAAAAAUAAUUCUGUAAAAGGUUGCGGUAGUUGUUAUCUUGGAGAUGCUUUUAGAUGCGCAAAUUGCCCAUAUAGAGGUAAUGCGAAUGUGAAUUAUUUAGGAUUGCCUGCAUUCAAAGAUGGAGAAUAACUGAAAGUCUUGUAAGAUGAUGUAUUUUUAAAAGAAAAAGAGGAGACUGAUUAAAUUAAGUUGGAGAAUGGUAAAGUCAAAUUAAAGAUUUGAUAUAUGAAUG